Hippoglossus stenolepis (Pacific halibut) is the source of this 1808-nucleotide messenger RNA. Its product is annotated as interferon-induced protein with tetratricopeptide repeats 1B-like. The record is from RefSeq and is a predicted model, not a curated record. The coding region runs from base 312 to 1616 and encodes 434 amino acids. Gene Ontology annotation, biological process: defense response to virus. Gene Ontology annotation, cellular component: cytosol. Gene Ontology annotation, molecular function: protein binding. The transcript is spliced from 3 exons. Lineage: Eukaryota; Metazoa; Chordata; Actinopteri; Pleuronectiformes; Pleuronectidae.
GGAGCGGCUGGAGUACACCUCGAUGUCCAGGAUCUUGCGUCCGCUCGCCGGUCGGCGUGGCGUCUCCAUGUUGGGUACAGCGUCCUCUACAGGAGCACAAGGCCAGAAUUAGGUUCUCGGCAGGCAAGACGUUUCCAGGUGUGUGGAUUGGCUACACAACGCGUGUUUGAUGAUAACGAACAACUAGCAAAGCUAAAGACGUCUCGGUAAUCGGUCUCAUCGGGUUUGGUUGGACUUAGUGAAGCCUGAAAAAGACGCAGGGAACACAAAGAGCAGAAAACACUGAGAAAACUUCUGAGUCGUGCUGGACGAUGAGUGCUGCUCAGAGUGACAUGGCACUGGAGGACAGACUGGGGGCGCUGCAGUGCCACUACACCUGGGAUCUGGAGCCUGGCAGGUCCAAACUUUUCAGUAUCAGGGACAAGCUGCAGGACAUCGGCACAGAGGAAGGAUACAAGUGGCUGGGUCACAUUUACAACCUGCAGGGGUACGUCCACUUCCAGCUGGGGUCCAUUGAAGAAGCCAGGAGUUUCUUCAGCAGAGCCGCGGAGGCCUUCAGGCAGAUUAGAAACACUGUCUCAGAGGAGGGUCCCUGGCUGGUGGUGACCUACGGGAACCAGGCCUGGCUGCACCAUCAUCAGGGAGAACGAGCAGAGAGUCGGGCUUGUCUGUCAAAGAUCGACGGCCUGAUGACUGAGUAUCCAUCGCAGGACGGGCUGCACCCGGAGAUCUGUGCUGAAAAAGCCUGGACUCUGAUGAAGUUCAGCGGAGAACAGAAGCUUCUGGCAGCUGAUUACUUCCAGAGAGCCAUCCGGAUGCAGCCGGAUGUGGUGGAGUGGCAGACCAGCCACGUGUUAGCGUUAGCAAACACCUUUAAACACUCCAACCUGAGGGCGGACAUCUGGGAGAAAAUGAAAAUUGCAAAGGAUCACGAUCCAGAGAACUUGUACCUCGCUGCUCUCUACCUUGAGGCAUGCACCAGGAAAGGACAAAAAGUAAAAGAUGAAGCUCAUGCGUUGGCCCAGAGGGUUUUGAGAAAGCCUGUUAGCAGCUACAGUGGAAUCAAACCACUACUAAGGCUGUACGCAAUCUACGUAUCCAUGGAUGAGGCUAUUGAUUUGGCGGAGGGGGCUCUGGAGAGGCAUCCAGACGAGCGCUACCUGAAAAGAUGUGCGGCAGUAUGUUACAAAAUGAAAAUCCUUCUGGACAGGGACAGUCCCCUGGAGCACUGCAUGGUCGACAGAGCGAUUAGUCUCUACAGGGAGGUGAUUUCUCUUUACCCCGAUUCUUCACUCAAAAGAAGAAUAUCUCUUGCCACCAUAUACGCACAGUCAAAUCACAGCCAGGCGGCAGCUGAGCAGAUUUACGAGGAGCUGCUGGACAGUGACCUGGACCCUAAAGGGGCACAGAUCCUUUACAACUGCUACGCAAAACAUUUACAUUUCAUACAAAAGGAGAGCCACAGGUCGAUAGAAUACCACAUGAAGGCAGCAGCGAUACCACAACAAUCUUUCUAUCGUGACAACAGCAUCAGUAUUCUAGAGCGGAUUAGAGACAGGAACAGAAACAGGAUGUGUACAGAAAUAGGGGAGUUUUUGGCAAACCUGAAAAUAUAAGAGCCUUAAUAAAGAAGAGGGGAUGUUUAAUACAACAGUUUCUCAACGUGUUCCUCUGACCAUUCCUCACACUUAGAAUAAAGAAGUAUUUUGUUGAAACACUUAAUCCACUCCAUGUGAACAAUCGAUGAGAAAAACUCAUCAAAAGUAUUAAUAUCAGUGGAAAUGAAGGAAUAAAGUCAUUAACAUGUA